This is a messenger RNA of Pelagomonas calceolata, 26042 nucleotides long. Lineage: Eukaryota; Pelagophyceae; Pelagomonadales; Pelagomonadaceae. The record is from the annotation of a GenBank genome assembly.
UUUUCACUUUUAGCAGGUAAUGCACAAAGUGAUGGUGGUGACAUCUGCUUUAGAGUCGGGGAUACUACUAAUCCUCUUACAGAGUCUAAUGCAGCUUUGUCUCUGCAGGCAGGGAGAGGUACCCCCGGUGGCGCCGUCUCCAUUCUGGGACCCGGCGGCUCACUCAACCUGUCUUCGGGUUCCGGAGACUAUUCUGGCAAUCUUUCUCUAUCAUCGGGUAGUACCCAGGAGGCCGUCGCCGGAACCGUCGCUCUAGUCACCGGAUCAUCCACUGCCCAAGGUACUGGAGUGAUAUAUUUUAAUACUUCGUGUGUCGGCUCCAGUGCUGGCUCAGGUAGUCUAAUUCUUGCGAGCGGGACUACCACUAGUAAUAUGGGCGGUGACUUGGCAGCUGCUGCGGGCGCCAUUACGAUAUGCUCCGGCUCUGGUUCUGGCUCUUGCUCUGGCACAGUCGCAAUUAUAGGCUCAGUUGCACCAAGUGGCGUCGGCGGUCAACUCACUGCCAUGGGCGGCCUGGCCUCGAAUGCAUCCGCACGGGUCUCGACAGGCGAUGCCGCGUCGAGUGGCUUGCUGGCAUGUGCAACUGGCAGUACACCUCCCACAUCUGGCGACGCUAUUCUAUCUACUGGAGCAUCGAGCUCUGCUUCGACGGGAACGGUUGCGGUCUGCAUAGGCAAUACGACGUUCGGCGCAUGUGGCGGAAAUGUUCGCUUUAACGGAGGCUUGUGGAAUCCGGCUUCCGCCACUGGAAACGCAGGUGCCUCAGAGGGUAUGGCCUUGAUUUCAGGUGCGUGUCAAGGUGAGAUCUUGGAGGAGGGCACGUCGGGAUAUAUUUUCCUGGCGACAGACAAGGGGAGUAGCACAAACGUCGCGCAAGCUUUAAAUUCUGGCACCUUCUCCCUAGAGACGGGAAAUGGAACAUGUGGAGGGAACUUCACCCUCAUUGCUGGUCGGUCUCAGGUAGGUCAAGGCGCAUCCAUUUGUGUAACGGCUGGCGCUACGCAUAAUGUCACCACCUGAUUUGCCGCGUCUUUGACCUUUUUCUUUAUUAUCCUUGUUGUUCGCAGGUCACUGGGGGCGAUGACUCAACUUUUUGUGGUGGCAGCGCCUCGUUCGCUGCCGGGUUUUCACGCGUCGACUCGGGUGGAUCUAUCCACCUGUCAGCCGCUUCGGGUGCAUCGGGAUAUUUUGGUGGGGACGUGAACAUUGAGACGUCCAACGGUCCUACCACGGGAAAUUCCGGCCGCAUCUUUGUGCGUUCUGGGACAGGACAAAAACGGUCCGGGGCGGUUCUUCUUGCAACUGGUAAUUCUGCUUACGUUUCAGGCGGUUUAAGCCUUGCAUGUGGCCAAUCGGGCGUUGGGGCUGCUGGGAUCGCGUUGGGCGCCGGGGCCACAGAAAAGGUCACUGGAGGCGCCCUUCAGCUCAUGUCGGGCACUAGCGAUGCGGCUCUGACCGGCGGCGUCUCAAUACAAUCUCAGACAGCAUCUGGAGCUACGGGCAAGUUACGCAUGGGCUCCGGGACCGCGGGCAGAGCAGGUGCCGUCUUCGUGGAAACGGGGAGCUCGCGUGUUGCGGGAGACAUAGAGUUCACGGUAGAAAAGAGAGGCAACGUAAGUGUAGCUUCAUGCGGCGGAGUUCUUGUUUCGAGCGGAAGCUCUUGUGCCGGGACAGGCGGUGCCGCUCGAAUCAUUACGACAGCUGGUGCUGUCCGAGUCGGCGCAGGGGCUAAGGGACGGACAACACUAAGAACUAGUGAUGCAGAAACUCAUGGUGGCUGCGUGAAAAUGGCCAUGGGCGAGUCCGAUGCUGCCAGUGCGUCGGCCGUGAUAGAGUCGAGUCCUGAUGGUGAUAUAGCCAUCACUGGUGGUACCGAGGCCGCAGCAUGUUUGUGUUGCGCAAACGUUUCAAAGGAAGGUCACGGCGGUAGUAUGCUUUUCACAGGCGGCAAUGUGCGCGUUGCAGCGGCCGCAGCCAAGAGCGGCACCGGCGGGGAGGCCCGUGCUGCAUCGGGAAACAGCAUAAUCGUUAUGACUGGCGCUGCGAAUAACGUUGGGACAUUGAGGGUUGGCGACGGUGGUAUCAUUGACAUGCGCGCUGGAAAAAAAACGACUGCGCCGGAGGUAAACGUGUCAUCCGGGAAAACAGAAGGCGGUGCCACGGGAGCUGUGACCGUUGCAACCUCGGACUCUUUAUCGUCAGCAGACACAGGAAUUGUCAGCAUAUUAACUGGCAAUUCCGCAGGGAAAGGUGGCACAGUUAGUCUUCAAACAGGCACAAGCUCUGGCGCUAGCUCUGGCCAUGGCAGUGCCACCGCCACGGGAAUGCGUGACUCGGAGGCAAGCGCAACUGGCGACGCUCUGUGCGCCACUGGCGACACGGGUACUCUUUCGAUGAAAGGAAUGAAAGGGGAUGAAAAAUCAGCGGAAGCGUGCUUGAGUCAGGGUGACGUUGAGCUUAUUGCUGGUACAAAAGGCGAGCUUGGAAUAAUUUCUUUAGAUGGAUGCAUCGGAUUUGGAAUUGGAGCCAAGCGUGUACGUCUCGAGAAAAACGAAAGUGGUAUUAUAGAACUGAUAUCGGACGUGAACGUGAAUACACCCGACGCGACCGAUGGAUCGGACCAACGUAUUAAAAAGGAUCUUUUUGCCGCUGAUAUAGAUGACAUUCACAGGCGGCUCGGAAAAGUUGGGCUCCAGACAUAUGGUUAUGCUAACGCGUGGUGUUCUAUGCAUGCCUGCAACGAAACCUUGGUCCGCGGACUUAUUGCACAGGAAUUACGCAACGUUUUCCCAGAACACGUCGACGUACUUCCCUCGUGCUCCUUACCCGAUACGGACAUGGAAAUGAGAGACUUUCAUCAGAUAAAUACAUUGUCGCUUGCACUGGACUCUAUUGCCGGCCUUCAGGCACAGGCUGGACGAUAUCGAGUCGAAAUGGGAAGCGAUCGCGCCUCUUCGAACCUGCGAGUUCGCUCGGAUAAUCACGCCCAUAGUGGCGACCUCUCCGUUGAGACAGGUUGCGCCUCAGAUGCGUCGUCUGGUGGCAUACACUUUCGUGCUGGCGAUGCUGCAAGUGGAAUACGUGGCGGCAGCAUUGAUCUGUUGACCAGUGACAACGCACGAACUGCCGGGGAGGCAAGGCUUUGUGCGGGGAUUGGCGAACGGGCCCUGGCCAUUUCUGCGAAUGACUGCCUUGCGCUAAAUGCUGGUGGCGGCUAUCGUAGCAGUCGAAUAGUUGCUGAAUUGAACAACUGCGGCGUGGUUCUUGGUCGUGCGCGGAAUAAUGGGGCGUCUUUGACUUUGCUAUCUGGUCGAGGGCACGUCGCGACCGGUGGUGACGUCGUUUGCGGCUCUGGGCGUUCUGAAGUAUGCGCAGGUGGUGAUAUUGGAUAUUCGGCGGGCCGUUCCUCUCCCAACGGCGGCGAAGCAACGGUUACGGCUGGAAACGGCCAGAUGAAUAGCGGUUCUUUCGACCUCCUUGGCGCCAGUGUUACUCUGGGUACUGAGGUUGGGUCGCUGCAAAGUGGUGACAUAAGCUUAGGUUCUGGCCGAGGAAAUUUGAACUCGGGUGCUGUGGUUAUACGGUCACACUGCUCUCACACGUCCAGAGCGGGAGACGUUGCUCUAAGGUCCGGUUUCGGCCAUAUAAAAUCCAGAUCUACACAAGUAGUCCUUCGGGCAAAUGAAGAUGUUGAUAUUAUGAGCAAAGCAGCCAACACUCUCAUGUCGUCCGGGCGUGCGGAUGCCCCCAAAGAUGCACAGGCGGGCUCAAUUUACCUUCGAGCAUCGAAACCGCACAAUCGGAGUGAGUCGAGCUCAAUAAGUAUCCUAGGUUGCUCGCGACCGUCCGAAGCUACACUUUCCAUCCUGAGUGGUAAUUCGAAAGGGUGCGGUCCAGGUGGCAGCGCAGUAGUCUCGGGAGGGACGCAUGGAGGUGAAGUCGCCAUUAAUGGCUAUGGCAAGAAGAGCGCUGUAUGCAUAGCAUCGCAGCCUGCGACCACGUUUACGAGUGGAUGUGUGCAUCUAGGAAGUGGUGCGGCCGGAAGAGCUGGCGCGGUGAAUCUCUGCGGCGGCUCGUCGUUUGACUUCGACGGGAGCGGCGUCGCGGUCCGUGCUGGAAGCGGAACUCCUCACAGUGGCGCAGGUGGGUGUAUUGGUGGCGGAGCCGGCCAUGGCCGUCAAGGCGGAGAUCUCAAGCUCGCGGCAGGUAACGGUCGGGAGGCUCCAGGGGGAACCGUCGCCAUGUCCUCGGGCACUAGCAGCACAGCUUCGAGUGGUAGCGUCGCGAUCGGCAGUGGCACAGGCAUGAGAAACAGCGGCAGCGCUCGCGUGUCGAGCGGAAAAGCGGCCAGCGGGACGUCCGGCCCCGUGCGCCUGGGUACCGGCGUUUCGACACGAGCUUCCGGCUGCAUGGCAAUCACCGUGGAUGGCGGGGUCGGCAGUGAUCGAGCAUCUCCAUUAUUAUCUCUGGGCGCUGGUUCGAUCCCCCGCUUUGAAACGCCAGACGGACAAGGUGGUACCGGAAAUGUCUUCGGCGGGCGCGGGCUGUCUGGCGGUAUGGUAUCGGUCAGCGGCGGGUCUGGGGCCUGGGCCGCUGCGGGGCGGGUAAAACUGGACGCGGGUCUUUCUGAUGGAUCGCAAGGCGGCGAUAUCUAUGUCGCCAGUGCCCCUGGAAAGUCAGCGGGUCACCUUCGUCUCUGGGCAGCUUUUAGUUGCUGUCGGGGCUCUGGCGGCAAUGUGCAGCUCCGCGGGGGAAACAGCGCAUCCUUUGCUGGUGGCUUGCUUCGGACAAUUGCCGGCUGCUCCGCUGAACUCAAUGUUGUCACAAAUCAAAGCAGAGACUCGGGCUCAGUGAAAAUGGAGACCGGGAAUGUCCCAUUUGGAGAAGCUGGGCACAUUGGCAUUGUGUCUGGACGCGAAUGCUGUCGGGGGGGGGCGAUUGUGGCCUCGGCAGGAAGCGGGCCCAGGAGGAGUUGGCGCGGUGGAUCUGCAGAUGUUCACGCAGGUAAAAGCUGUUUGUCUGGUGGUGGCGAUAUUUACGUCAGGGGAGGUGCAGGUAGCAUAUCCGAGGGUGGCGGCGUGUGCUUCGGAGCAGAUUCGAGUACAGCCAGUACCACAGGUGGCCAGGUGCAUUUCAAGAGUGGCGGCUCGGAGAUCCAUCCCGGAAUUGAGAAAAGUGGGCGGGUGUUGGUGGCCAGUGGACUAUCUGAGACUUCUGGCCAUGUGAGCUUGCAGACAAAACCAAGUCUGUCGCAAGGAGGCGGCAACUUUCAAAUGGCAUUGCGUGUUGGGCAGUCAAGUGGCAGCACAACUAGUCCAUGGGCAGCUGUUGUUGGGGGAGCGAUGAGGAUUCAUGGCAAAGGUGAGGUCUGUGCACACGGUGGAACUGGCGAAUUUGGCGGGGACGUGUUCUUGAAUGGAGGGGCCUCGGAAUUUGUCCCUGGGGUAAUAUUGCUGGAGAGUGGAGGCGCGUCCGCGGGCAACGCCGGUGCGGGCGGCUCGAUUGGCAUGAAGGCCGGCAAUGCUGGUGAGGGUGGCAUGCUAAUACUCGAGUCAGGUCACAGCAUAAACGGAAUCGGUGGUAACAUAAAGUUGCUUGGGAUUGGUCGCGACAGUAGCGAUGAUGCAAUUGCAUUGACAACAACGAACACUUAUCGGGGAGAAGAAGAUGAGACAAGCGGUGGCAUUUGCAUUACGUCGGGUCAGGUCCGUCCGCAAAAUGAGGUCGGGGGGUCCCUAGAGCUUAAGAGUGGCAACAGCCAGACAACAGGCUCGAUAACGGCCUUCAUGUAUGCGUCCCGGUUCGACGCUGGGGGGAAACUCUGCCUACGAUCAGGAUCAGGCGCUGCCAGUGCUGGGCUUAUCCGGGCUACUGCUGGUGCUGGAUCCACUGGCGGAGGAGCUCGAGUGUUGAGCGGUAGUGGGACACGGGGGGCGGGCGGCGAUGUGCGUCUUUGCAGCGGCAAGAGCGAGACUGGAGCUAGCGGCACGGCACUGAUAAAGACAGCCACUGGUCACAUGAGUGGGGCUAUCAAGAUAGCAGGAGGAAGCGGCUUAAGGCACCAGUCCGGGGACUACUGCAUACAGACAAAGGGAGAAAACCGCCACAAUAGAUCUGGCCACGGUUUCUUUAGCACGGGGUCGAGUGGUAUUGGCGGAAGCGGACAAGUAAACUUGAAUGCAGGUACUGCGCUAGUGGGCGAGGGAGGCGGUGUAGGAGUUGAGGCUGGUUCAAGCGGUGCUGGUGCAAAGGGUGGCACCUUGGUGCAACUAGCAGGUCGAGGAUCAGUCCUUGGAGGAAGCAUCCAGAUUUGCGCGGGAGGAUCACUCGUUGGUCGAGGGGGUGUUGGUGCCGCCCCCUCAUUGCGUUCUGGUUCUGGGCAGCAGAGAGACGGGCCGUUGCUUGUGGGCGCGGGGACUGGGAACUCACAAACCGGUGGCGAGUUGGUGGUGGGGGGUGGUCGGAGCAAAAUGUCAUCAGGGGGUUCUACCUCUAUAAAUGCAGCACAGGCAGUGCUUGUCUCUUCCGGCCGAAGCCAGACUGCACCUGGCAUGAUAUUCCUAAAGACCGAGAGCACGGCCUACACUCCAGGUGAAAUUGACGGGUGUGCAGGAGCAGCCAGAUCUGGCGGUUCUGUUCUACUGCGUGGCGGCGGUGCAAACCCAGACGGUGGAGGUGGUGGUGUGAGAAUUGGCGCUGGAGAGGCGGUUCAUAGCACCCAUCGAGGAGGAAACUUCAUUGCCAGUGCGGGGAACGGUGACGCUAUCGGCUCGUGCUUGGUAAUCUGUGGCGGCGAGAGCGCUCGUGGCGACUCUGGCACUAUCGGCGUCUUGAGUGGAGCAUCCUCAACGAAAGUCGGAGAGACAGGAGAUUUGUACGUAAGCAGCGGUCGGUCUCACUCGAGCGGCCCCACAUGCAUUUCGACUGGUAGUUCGAGGGACGAUGCCAAUGUCAAUGGCUGCUGCUUAUCUACAGGGAGGGGCUUCUUGAGCACGGGGGGAAGCGUGCGUGUGAGUUCAACAGCAGGCGACAAUUUGCGCAGCAUAAAAAUGAGAAGUGGUAGCGGACGUAUUGGCGGCGCCAUCCAUUUGCUUGGGGCUGAGGCAAAGAUGCGUGCGGGGAGUAUCUCCUUCUGUGCCGGCGAGACAUCUUUGCAUGGCGAAGCUGGUUGUCUUUUAGUAUCUGGAGACUCUGGAUCGACGUUGAGCGGCCAUGCGGGUUCAAGCGAAGGUAAGAGGGGCGGGGCUGCGAUUGCAAUGAGCGGUGCCAAUUGCCAAAGAAGCGGAACUAUUGGACUGUGCACGGUCUUCCAGGACGCCGAGCAGACCAGCGGGCGUAUAAACGUAGCAUCGCAGCCUGCGACCACGUUUACGAGUGGAUGUGUGCAUCUAGGAAGUGGUGCGGCCGGAAGAGCUGGCGCGGUGAAUCUCUGCGGCGGCUCGUCGUUUGACGUCGACGGGAGCGGCGUCGCGGUCCGUGCUGGAAGCGGAACUCCUCACAGUGGCGCAGGUGGGUGUAUUGGUGGCGGAGCCGGCCAUGGCCGUCAAGGCGGAGAUCUCAAGCUCGCGGCAGGUAACGGUCGGGAGGCUCCAGGGGGAACCGUCGCCAUGUCCUCGGGCACUAGCAGCACAGCUUCGAGUGGUAGCGUCGCGAUCGGCAGUGGCACAGGCAUGAGAAACAGCGGUAGCGCUCGCGUGUCGAGCGGAAAAGCGGCCAGCGGGACGUCGGGCCCCGUGCGCCUGGGCACGGGGCAUGCAGCGACUGCUUUGGCGUGUAAUAUACUAACGGGGAGCUCCGAUACCCAGGGAGGUGGUAUGUCGAGUCUUUGCGCUGGUAGUGGCGUGGCGGGCGGCGACUGCACAUUUUACAGUGGCGAUGGUCAGACUGGCGGUUCAUUUUGGGUCGCUGCCGGAUCCGGCCACUCAGCUAAUGGCGCAACUUUGUUGGACGCUGGGCGUGCGUAUAGCUCAACCGGUGGCUCUGUCAUAGUUGGCGCGGGCAAGUCGGGCUCCAGCAGUAAUGUUGACAUCCUCUCUGGUGGCGAAGGCGGGUGUGUCGCCGUCCGCUCUGGCCUUGGACAUUGUGGUGGUGUGGGUCAUGUCACCCUCGCGCGAGGGACGUCAUCGCUGACUAUUGAUGAUGCGAAAAUCCAAUUGCAAGGAGCUCGUUUUUUUUCGAGGUCGAAUCAUCACCGCGUCAAUAGCAUUGAACUCGGUGACAGUCGUAGCCAUAUUUCAAUGCACAUCAACGAUCGAGCUUGUGGUACCAAGUUUGACCUUCGUCAAGAAGGGGACGGGGCUUCUGCGGUGGCCUGUCUUCCACUAAGAAUGACAGAAUUGACGUACUCAUCUGACAGCCGCAUCAAGCGCGACAUCUCGUAAUUUCCAGCGUCCUGAAUAACAUGCGGACGAAGCGCGGGUCAUUUACUGAUUAAUGCUCCUAAACCUUCUUGAUUGUGCUGCUGCAGGUAUAACGUCAACCUCGGGGCAGUGUACGAAGGCUUCACCAGAGUGCCGUUAGCAUCUUACAAGUAUUCAGAGGCGUGGGCAUCCCUUCGCGGAAUCGACAGGGGCCAUUCAGCUCGUGGUGUGAUUGCGCAGGAGCUCCACCACGUCGACUCUUUAGGUGUUCACGUGGGUGUGUCCAACUACGAAGACGGCGCCUUCUCACUAGAUCAGAUGUUCAAAGUUGACAAACAGGGUUUAGUUCUCGACCUAAUAGGUGCACUGCAGGCUAAACACGUGUGCUAUACUUCUAGUUGCAGUGACGGAAGUCUUACUGCCCGGACUGCGACGUCGUGGGCCUCUGGGACCGCCGAUCUGAAGACGGGUAUAUCAUCAGAGGGCAACUCGGGUUCCGUUUACAUGAUCACUGGCUCAGCACGCGCCAGUGGCGCAUGCGUUUUGAAUACCGGUCAUGCCUACCGUGUAAAUAAUCUGGUGUGCAGCAGCGGGAUGGGCACCAGUGGCCUGGGGGGGCGUGUGUGCUUCGCCGCAGGGGGAGGUAAAUAUCACGGGGCCGCAGCGCUAGCAUUUGCUGGCGUUGGCUCUUUGGUAGGUGGUACUGCACGCAUCGAGGCAGGUGGGGGCACCGGUGGUGGGUCCUUGUGUUGUGGUUCGCCGGCAACGGGAUGUGUGACGAUUGGGCAUGAUGCCACUGGCUCAGCUCCGUACGGCGGCACCACUGUGGCAUACGCAGACGACGAGUUCAGGGCGGUAGCCGGAGAAGAAUCUGGUGCAUUCUUGCAAACGCGUCGAUCGAACGUUGGUUCAGGACGCAUUGACUUAGUCUCUCGUGGUGGCGGUCUUCUUGAAUUAAGUUCCUCCUCUUCAGACUAUGCGAUACCUCCGACUAUGCUCUGCUCUGGUGAUGGGUCAGCCGCAAGCGGCGUCUUGUUGAGAACCGGCACUGGUGGCACUGGCUCAGCCGCGGGUGAUGCCCAAAUCAACGGUGGACGAGGAGGCGGCGCAAUAUGUAUGCGUAGCGGCAAUGGUUUUGAAAACGGGGGACAGAUAGAACUAGAAACAGGAGCUGGAAGUGAGAUUGGUGCACCAGCUGCUUUGACGACGGGCGGAGUCUCCAGGGAUAAAAGCGGGGAUAUUCUAGUGGUAACUGAAGCCACAGUUGCAGAUACGGGUGCAAUUCGAGUCUCCACAGGCUCGGCAGCUUCAUUGUCAGGUAACAUUCGAGCUUCUGCUGGCCACGCAACGGGCAAGGGAGGUGGCAAUGUGCGGCUUUCUCUGGCUGCGCGCACGGGUGCGAAUGGUGGCUCGGCGUCUUUGUUUGGAGGGGGAGGUACCCAUAGGGGCGGGGGGAUACACCUUUGCGGCGGACAGGGUAGCCUCAAGGCGGGCAAUAUCACGCUCAUUGCGGGCCUCAGUCUGAUGUCCAGUGGGGGGGCUGUGCGGAUUGCAACCGGUGACGCUGCUCAGGCAGCUGGCCCGCUUGUCAUGGUAGCCGGUUCUGGUGGGGAAUAUGGCGGGCGCAUUGAGUUACUCGGCGGUUCAUCCGCAUACGGACCGGGAGCGAGUGCUUGUGCCCAGAGUGGCAAGGGGACCACGAAAUCAGGGCGCAUGUCUGCGGUUACAUCUAAAUCCACAUAUACGUCGGGAUCAGCUUCGUGCCAAUCGGGAUGUGCAGUUGUUGGGUCUUCUGGCAUGAUUAAACUCGGGAUUGGUUGUGCUCAAAUCGUCGGCGAUGCGGGACUCGGUUGCGGCAGUAGCAGCGGAGGAAUCACCGGUGGAAACACCAAUAUCUACGCCGGAGGUGCCGCCGCGGCCGCGGGGCUGCUACGUGUCACUGCUGGUGCGGCUGACAUUGGCGGUCGAGUUGGACUGUUGGCUGGCAACGGCCAGCUGUCGCGUGGUGGGGUGCUACACCUGAGCGCAGCUACAGGCGAAACAGUAAGUGGCUCUAUUGGCAUUUCGAGUGGCAGAAGUUCAAUUGGCGGCACGGGCGCCCUAAAUAUCAAGACACGAUCGACGCUGACGCGAGGAUCUGGAGCAGUGCACUUCAAAGCAGCGGCUGCCAGCGGCAUGACCGGCACAAUCCGCAUCAGUUCUGGUGAUGUAUAUGCGGGUAGCGGCAGUGGAAACGUCUCACUUAAGGCUGGGAGUUCUUGUGGACCAGACAUGCGCCCAGGAAGCGUUGGACUUUACUCUGGCGCCGCGGCCUCAACAGGUGGGAGCUGCGUAUUCUCAAGUGGAAACGGCGCAAUUAGCGGCGACAUGAAUAUCGGUGCUGACGCAGUACACUCACCCCCCACGUCGUUUGGUGUUUCCAGAGGAGUCACUUGUCGAGCGGGCAAGAGCGCGUCUGUCGGUGGUGCCCUCUGCCUUGUCAGCGGCAGCGCUAAAAUAUCUGGCGUUAAAGGAGGUACAACGAUGAUAGUAGGAGGCACGCAGACUGGGCAAGGUUUAGCACUUGGAGGAGGAAUAGUAAUGGGUGCUGGACAAGGCACCUUGGGUGUGAGCGGUCAAUUUGGUGUCACAUCGUCUACGGCCGAGGCUUCCGGGAAUAUAGUGACUUCGACGGGAGCUGCUCCUAGUGUGGGCAAGCUCGACAUGUCAUCUGGUGCCGGGGCUAGUGGACGUGGCGGCCUAACUUGCAUCAGUGUGGGCACGUCGAUGCUCAACGACGGUGGUAGUGUUGGUCUCGAGUCUAGUCAAGCCGAAAUUUGCCAGCUCAGCACAGAAUCUACUGGGACGAGCGCACGACUCUUUGCAGGUACGGGCAUGGACAACGGUGGAAAGUUUGACCUUGUUUCUGGUCGAGGGACCGGCGUGCCCGGUAGUGGCGAGCUCAUCGUUCGGACGAGAGCGCAGACGGCAAAUUCACAUCGCGCCAACAUACACAUGCGCACAGCAGCGACGCCAACAAACGAUGGCGGGUGCCUGGGGAUAUACACUGGCCACCGCAUUGGUUCUUCUGGCGGCAUCAGCUGCGUCACGGGCCAAAGUAGCAACGGAUGUAUGGGAGACAUCGUGUUCUUUUCUGGGCCAAGCAAAAUAUCCUCAGGUCCCUUGAUCGCCGCUGCUGGUCACAACCCUAGCCUCGGUGAUGACAUGGCCACGGCUCGUGCGGGUAUGCUACUAGCUCGCACAGGUUCAGGGACUCGCGGUGGAGAUGGCCAAAUUACUGCUGGCAACACUGUAGCAAAGCCAAUGAGUAAUACGUUUAAUGCUGGCAGUUCCACCUCGGGUUUGGGUGGCCAGGCACAGCUUUCUGGCGGAGAGACAGCCUCAAGUCAUGGUGGCCAACUGGAACUUGCUGCGGGCGCGGGCUUGGCGACCGGCGGGGGGCUCGUCAUGACUGCCGGCGCCGCUUCUGGAGACGGUCACGGUGGCGGUAUCCAGAUGAUCGCCGGGGCGGGCACAGCGCAUAGCGGAAAUUUUGCCCUGCGAACGAGUCGUGCGCUUUGCAGCGGUGAGAUAGACCUGAUGACAGGCACUGACUUUGGAGGCGCAUCUGGCAGAUUGGCCAUUCUGACGGGUGCUGGUAGAGCCGGGAGAGGAGGCAGCGUCGUGCUAAGCUCUGGACUGGCCGUCGAUACUGGCGGUGCUGUCGUCACUUGCGCGGGGCAGGCGCAGAAGGGUGGCGGUAGCGCAGUGGCACUAGCUGGUGGAGCCCUUGGACGGGGUGACGGUGGGUCCAUUUCUCUAUUGGCAGGCUCGUCAGCAAAGGUUGGUGGAGCUACGUGCGUCAGAACUGGAGGGGCGAUGGCGAACGGGCAUGGCCGUGGGAGAAUAUUAAUGACGAGCGCAACUGGCAUUGGUGAAGCAGAGAGCGGGCGCUGUUUGUUGCGGAGUGGGGCAACGGAGGGAAGUGGCGAAGCAUCUGGCGCCGUGUCGUUUCGCACGGGCCAGGGUGAUCGGGGUCCAGGCUUCAGGGCUUCCUCCGGUUGGGGGCUCAACGGGGGCUGCCUGGGGUUCGACUCUGGCGAAGGCGACAUUGGUGGUAAGCUGGGACUAGCUGCUGGCAAGGGUUGUUCAGGCGGUGCCGUAUUCGUGAGAAGUGGGCAAGCCGCGGGAGAUAGUGGAGAUCUCAGUGCGAUGGGCGGGUCAGCUACCCGCGAUCAGAGUGGACGAAUGCUAGUCUCAGCAGGCCAUUCGACCCAAGGCAGUGGCGCUACUGCAACCCUCCGUGCAGGCAAAGGCGGGGGCUGUCAUCGACUCUAUGCUGGUGCCAGCACUGAUUCAGCAGCUGGCAACUUUGUCAUCGGGACCGGGCCUGGAGGGAGUGCUGCGCUCAGCACGGCUGCCAAUGUUGCGAGCGGCCAUGCUUUUGUCUCGACAGGUGACUGCUCCGUAGGCGGCAAUUCGGGCGUAGGUACCUUCAGUACCGGCGCUGCGCAACGUGCUGGAAGAAUCUAUCUAUGUUCGGGUACGUCAGGUCACCUCGCAGGUGGCGGGAGUAUCUCUCUGACGGGCAUGUCAAACGCGCAUACUGCUAUCGGUUCCGCAAUUCUGCUCUUAGGAGGUGACCAGUCGAACUAUCACGGCGGUAGUUCGAACAUUUCUGCGGGUAAGUGUGGGCAAGACGGGGACGGUCAUGUUGUGCUGAGCACAGGCGGCGGUGAUAAUGCAUGGAGCGGCUGCGCUGCCAUACGUUCGCCUGCCGCAGGAUCUUGCGGUGGUGGUACAGGAAACUGCGCCAUACAGACCGGCGAGGCAAAGCAGGGUAGCUCCGGGUCUGCUGUCCUCGGCACAGGCUGUCCGUUGCUCGGUGCCUCUGGGGCACUGUGUCUUGCGGCAGGAUGUGCUCGUGACUCGAGCGGUAAUGUCACCAUCGAAGGAGGCUCUGCAAUGUCUGGAGGAGACUUGCAACUUAGUGCAGGGUGCGGCACCAUCGGCGGUCGAGUCAGGAUUAGUGGUCGCGGCGGCGGCAGCGCCCCUGGUCGCCAGGUUGGGUGUCAAGCAGGUAGCGCUAGCGAUCUGGGGGGGGGUGCGCUGGUACAUGCUGGAAUGGCAGGGGACUUAGGUGGCUCCUCGAGCCUUAGCGCGGGUUUAUCUUCAUGCGCAAAUGGUGGGACUGUUAGCCUCGUCAGCGGCGUCGGUGGCAGACAAGUCAGUGGUGUUGUGACCAUAGUAAGCGGAGAAAGUGAGCGGGGAAAUAGCGGUUCUCUAGGUGUAGCUGCACUUGUGGGUGGCGCGAUUACUCUUGAGACUAGUGCAGCCUCAGAUGUCGGUCACAUCACAAUGUCCGCAAGAAAAAGUGCGUGUGCUCGCGCGGGGGGGGUGGGAGUCCGCCGCAGUCCAUCGGGGGGGAAUGAAGCUAAAGGGUGCAUUGUUGCGAAUGCGGGCGACACUACGGAGAUGCAAGCGCCAUCGGGCACCUUUUUUCUUCGUGCCGGUCAAAGCACUUGCACAAGUGCGUGCCUCGGCGACGGCGGUGCAUGUGGUGGCUGCGUUAUGAUGGCCGGGGGAAAAGGUACGUUCCGUGGUGGGUCCACCCUAUUUGCAUCUGGCGCGGGACGUGCAGAUGCCGCGAGCGGGAGUAUUUCAUUCAAAGCAGCCGCCGCUAGCGGAAAUAGCGGUGCUGCAGAAUUGACUAGUGGCUCUGCUGACUUGUCGGAUACACUUUUAGGCGCAUCAUCAGGCUCUGCUCGCCUGGGAACAGGCGGGCCAGCAGACGGCCGUGGAGGGACUACUUUUGUCACAGCGGGAAGUGGUGGCGGUUCAAUUGAGAUCGGGUCAAGCAGUGUGGCAAGUCGCCGUGGACAUCCUGGAGAUGCCAUUGCAUUGGCGGGCUAUGGAGCACGUGGAGGCAUGGCACGGAUAAAAGCUGGCAAUGGAUACAAGGGCCCGGGUGGUAUUGCUACUUUUGCCGCCGGACACAGCGACGAGGGAAACGGCGCAAACGCAAGUCUUGCAGCUGGAGCGACCCGUGGCAACGCCGCAGGCAUCGUGAUCCUCGAAGCCGGAGCAGCGCUAUCCACAGCUUCAGCAAGUCCAAGCACUAUUGGUGGCGCAGCGAGAGUCACGGGCGGCAUCGCGACAAUCGCAAUUGGAGGCAACCUUGGUGCGAAAGGCGGAGACGGCGACACGUCCGGUGCAGUGCUCCUGAGUUCGAAUGUAGUCGAGGGCGAAGGUACCUCAGGGAUGCUACGAUUUGGUUCCGGAACAUCGUCAAACGGUAACUCAGGAGUUGUCAACUUGCGAUCGGGAGACGGCGAGGGGGCAACAGGCGGGCGCUUGACUCUCUGCGUCGGAACUGCGCGCGGUGGCUCAGCUGGAGACUUGUGUGUUGCAGCCGGUGACACAUCAGCACGAACUCGGGCAAGUGGAGGUGAAAUUGCGCUCUGUUGCCCUUCUGGCGGCGACCGAGACGAAGGCGGCGCCUUGACGCUCGUUGGUGGACCGGGUUACCCAGGGGGCGAUGUCUCUCACCAGCGCCGUGUUUCCAUCUGGAAUCUGAGUCGUGUGGCGUGAUUAAUUGAACAUCAUAGGUAAAUAUUACCACGGGCCAGGGAACCUCAUCUGGUAGCGGACAUCUUGUGCUACGCACAGCUGAUUCAGGUGACGAGGACGAUAGCGGUGCGCUACAACUUGCCACGGGCACUACGUGUCGCGGCGAUUCUGGGUGAGUAUAUAAGAAUAUGCUGCCUUCCAUCUUGCCUAACAGCCAUUUUCCCGCAGGUGCCUAUGCAUGGCAACCGGCGCUGCACAAGCCGGUGGUUCGUUUCGUAUUCUAGCCGGGAUUGCAGCGCUUUCUGAUCGUGCUGGCAUGAUAUCAGUAGAUGGCGGUGGAACUGUGUGCGGCAGUGGUGGCAACGUCCGCGUGGCCACGGGAAAGGGAGUAGACCGCGAUAGUGGUAAUCUCGUCAUGGCAACAGCGGCUGCGGGAUCGGACACCGGAGCAAGUGGCGCUGUUGCUCUCAAAACAGGUUCGACGAGCGCAGGUAGCAGCGGAGCCCUCAGCUUGACGACAGGCACUGCUGUUUCGGGAUCAGGCGCUAUACCUGUGUUUUUGCAAGUAGACAGGCUACCGAUUACACACCAUACACUAUAGGCGGAGAUCUGGUGCUCAAGGUUGGCGAAUCUCUGCUUCGGUCAGCAUUUGUCACGGGAAAGUCAACAGUAGGUGGGAAUGUUUGUUUCGUUUCGGGCUCCGGGCGCGCUGGAGCUAGUGGAGAGAGCGGUCGAAUACUCGUGUUGACACAAAAUGCAGGUAUCAAAGGCACAAGUGGAGCGCAUUUCCUAGCGACUGGAACGGCAAGCCUCGGUGAUUCUGGCGCGAUCUGUCUAGGUUCAGGUGUUGCCAAAAGUGGCGGAGGCGGCUCUUUUGUCGCAUCGGUUGGUGUGGGAGACAGUGGAAACGGAGGGGACGCGGCAAUAUAUGCAGGAAGCGCAUCUCGUAGUUCCAACAAAGGAGGCUUGAUGGCACUUUCGGCAGGGAGGAGCCAUGCAGUUGCUUUCGGGGCCGGAGGUAGUGUGACGUGUGGCGCAGGACGUGGUCGCACAGAUUCUGGCGGCGUGUUCUAUAUUUAUAGCGGAAUGAGCGUACUGUCAACAUCCGGGGCAAUUUUGCUCCGUACAACUGAUGCUGGUUCCGGUGGUGCUUCUGGUGAGCUGGCACUUACAUCGGGCACCGCGUCCUGCGGCAACUCUGGUAGACUCAACUUUGAGACCGGAACUGCGGCAUCAGGGACUGGUGGUUUCGUGUGCUGCAUUGUAGGUCAGGGGCGUUCUGGAAUUGGGGGUGGCAUAAGUGUGACCGCAGGCAUCACAGCAGCGGAAGAGGAAGACCGCAGAAAUAGUGGCGGCUGCGUGAGCGUUGCAGCAGGUGCUGCCACACGGGGCGGAGACGGGACUAUUGCUGCGGGUGACGGCGCGUCGGCGUCUGGAGGUUCUAUUGAUCUACGCAGUGGCUCCGCACGCGGCACGUCCUCAGGCGAGAUUUCUCUGGCGACGGCAGAGAGUACUGACAGAGGUGUCUCUGGUUUUGCAGACAUGAGGACAGGUUGCGGCACCUGUGGAAAUGCUGGUCGCAUAAAUCUCAGAUCGGGUGCUGCUACUGGCGGUCGUGGGGGGGCCUUGGUCCUGAGUGCAGGCGAUGGCACGUCCGGCCGCGGCGGCAAUAUCACCAUCAGGGCGGGCCGAAGCGACGAAGGCACCGGUGGUCGUGCCUAUUUUAACGCGGCUGGGGGUGCUUCAUCUUCCUCUGGCAGCGUCCGCGUAUACACACCCAACGCGGGCACGCGUGGCGCAAGUGGGAGUCUCCGGUUUAGUACCGGCACGACAUCCCGUGGCAACUCAGGCGAGCUCGUCUUCGGUACGGGCGCGGCGACUGGCGGCCGUGGCGGUUCUAUUUUUGCUCGCGUUGGUCGCGGUGCGUACACAGGUGGCGUGGCUUGCACCGUGGCGGGGCGCACCUGGAGUGGAACAGGAGGCUGCCUCGCAUCAGCAACCGGCGAAGGAGCAGCCACAACCAGUGGUUUUGUUCGCGUGACGGUUGCAAAUGCAGGGACGAGAGGUUCAUCGGCCGCACUUAGUUUUAGCUCAGGAUCAGCAUCACAUGGUAAUGCGGGCGCCAUCGAAUCCGGUUCAGGGGCAGCGACUGGCGGUCGGGCAGGCCUCGUGCGCCUGACGGCCGGUAGCGGUACCAGUGCCACGGGCAGUGAGGCAACGGUAGAUGCUGGUCGCAGUCGCAGCCGUACAGGUGGCUCUGUUAACUUAUUUUCCACUGAAGGGACGCUCCACACAAGUGGCUCUGUCAGGGUAGCAACGGCAAAUAGUGGUCCUGAAGGGGUCAGCGGCAGCAUGACGUUUAGUACUGGCACAGCUUCGUCUGGGAACACUGGCAUUUGUGUGGUUGGCUCUGGCAUCGCAACUGGUGGUAGUGGGGGCUUUACUAGCGUGACGGUCGGCUAUGGCGACUCGGGUUCUGGCGGUUCUGCCAUGCUCGUGGCCGGUCGAAGCUCUGCCGCGUCCGGUGGUAAGCUGCUGAUGCAGACUACAGACUCGACCAGAGCAACUAGUGGUGUGUUUCGUGUUCGAACCGCAAACGGCGGGAGUAGGGCUGGUGCAAGUGCCCGUCUCUGCUUCAGUUCAGGGUCUGCCAAUAUUGGCAAUUCCGGUUCUCUAAUUAUUGGGAGCGGUGCGGUUUCCGCAGGCCGUGCUGGCAGAACAUACGUUAGUGUCGGGAGUAGCCAAAGUGGCGUAGGAAGCGCAGAAAUUUUCCUUGCUGGACGCACGGCUGAACGAACAGGAGGGUUAUUUGCUCUUGCUGGUGGUGGUGCGGCAGGCACAACAUCGGGUGCAUUUCACCUUCAGACUACAAAUGGUGGCGUGUCGGGCACCAGCGGUGCUCUUGUUUUUAGUAGUGGUAGCAGCGACGAUGGCAAUGCUGGCGCAUUGAGAUUAGGGUCUGCUGCCGCGACAGGCGGUUGCGGUGGUUCGAUAUUAGUCGUAGCCGGUGGCGGCAAUAGCGGCAUAGGGGGUCAGCUAGUUGCACGAGCUGGACGUAGCGGCUACCGCACAGGGGGCUCCCUUGCGGCCCUCGCAGCUUCUGGCAUCUCCGCAUCAACUGGCACGAUUGCCCUACAAUCGGUAAAUGCUGGUGCUGGUGGUACCAGCAGUCGUUUGGAAUUCAGUGCAGGCACUGCAUACAGCGGCAACAGUGGUAUGAUCAGCGUUGGCGUGGGUGGAUCGACAGGAGGAGCAGGCGGAUUACUUCGUGCCUCUGUUGGUGGCGGAACGAGUGGGCGCGCUGGCGCUGUUUUAGCAGCUGCAGGGCGCACAUGUGAUUCAACCGGGGGAUUAGUUGGUUUAUUGGCUGGUGGUUCUGGCGGAACAAGUUCGGGUAAAAUGGUAGUUUGUUCUGCUAAUGCUGGGGCGUCUGGAGCUAGUGGCUAUUUGGUCUUUAGCACAGGUUUGCCAAAUGGCAGCAACAGCGGAGGCGUGUCGCUAGGCACCGGUCAGGUCACAGGUGGCGCUGGAGGCGCAAUACUUGUCACUUCCGGUCCAGGCUUGAGUGGUAUGGGAGGCCUCGUCGUAUGUCAGUCAGGUCGCACGGUCUGUCGGGAAGGAGGGAAGGCUACGCUGAUAGCCGGCGAGAGCGGUGCUUCCAGCAGUGGGUCUAUCACAAUUAUAGGGGCAAAUGGUGGUUUUUUGGGAUCUAGUGGUUGUCUCGCGUUCAGCUCUGGAACGGCCAAAACAUGCAAUUCUGGGAAACUUUGCCUCGGGUCUGGAGACGCAACUGCUGGUAGUGGAGGUUCAAUAUCCUUUAUCACGGGUAGGGGCUCGAGUGGUACAAAGAGGACGAUCGUAAUAGCGGCGGGUCGGUCGGUGGCACCAGCGAAGAGGACAGGCGGCGCACUUACUGUGUUUUCUGGCUGCGUUGCUGCGACAAGCUCGGGGGCGGUUGCGUUGCGCACAUCAAAUGGCGGCGUCUUUGGUUCGGUUGGUAGUCUUCUCUUCAGCUCCGGAUCGACUUCAGUCGGAAAUAGCGGCAUGAUGCGCGUUGGAACGGGCUCAGCGAGUGGCGGGAGAAGCGGUGCCGUGACCUUGGCUGUAGGGAGCAGCGGCAGCGGGGCUGGUGGUCUUGGCGCCCUACACAGUGGCCGCAGUACUGUGUUAACCGGAGGCUUCGUGGUAAUGACUGCAGGAGAAGGCGCAACGACUUCUGCGGGCACGGUCGUUGUACAUAGCAGCAACGCUGGGAGCUCAAAAUCAGCGGCUGGUCGUCUCAUCUUUAGCUCGCACGGUGCAAUCGCUGGUAACGCUGGGAGUGCACUAUUUGGUUCAGGUUCUACGACAGCCGGGCACGGUGGACAUGUAGUGAUAUCAUCUGGUAGCGGGACCUCUGGAACAGGCAGUGCCAUCUCUUUGGCAGCGGGGAGAGGCGUGUCGCACACGGGGGGUCAUUUCACAUUUUCGACCCAGACAGGUAGCACAGCAAGCAGCGGCGCUGCUUGUGUGCGAUCGUCAAAUGCUGGAAGAUCUGGAGCGAGUGGUCAUCUCGUGUUUAGCAGCGGGUCAGCUGUCCGUAGUAAUUCGGGUUGUAUUCUUUUGGGAUCUGGUCCUGGGCAGGUGGGCCGAGGUGGUAGCAUUAUAGUGACGGCUGGCGGAGGAACGGGAUCUGGGGGUCGCGCACUAUUCCAAUCUGGUCGCAGUAAUGGGCAAAGUGGUGGAUGUGUCUCAGCGCGAGCUGGCGAAGGCACCGUGUCUAGCAGCGGUGAUGUCCGUGUCCAGUCGUGGGCAGCAUCAGGCGGAUCUGGUGCAAGCGGAUGCCUCCUCUUUUCAUCAGGCAUCUCGAGGGGUGGCAACUCAGGAAGCAUCACACUAGGCUCAUACGCAGCCACGCGUGGAUGUGGCGGGGCGGUGCGCCUCGCGGUUGGUAGCGGUACAUCGGGCAUUGGUGGCUCUCUCGGAAUCGCAUCGGGACGAAGCUUGAAAUCAACUGGCGGAACGGUUGAUCUUGGCGUGGCUGAAGGCACAGUUGCCAGUAGCGGCAGCUUCUUGGUACGGACGGCGAACAGCGGUGUCGGCGGUGCUUCCGGGCGCCUAACAUUCAGCAGCGGCACAGCAUGCGCAGGAAAUGCUGGUGAGGUUAGAGUCGGUAGUCGUGCUUCAUCAACAGGGCGUGGAGGUUCAAUCGCUGUGAGUGCAGGUAGCGGAAGCAGCGGUUUUGGUGGGUGUAUUCAUGGUCAAGCGGGUCAAAGCAUCGCGACCGGAGGCUCCGCAUACAUGCUAAGUGGUGAAGGCACGGUAGCCAGCAGUGGUAUUGUCUCGUUCUUAAGUGCAAAUGCUGGCCCGGGUGGGUCCAGCGGACGCCUUUCAUUCAGUUCGGGAGCUGCUAGCGUAGGUAAUAGUGGACAAAUUUCUAUUGGCUCCGGGACUACAGCUAUAGGUCGUGGAGGCUCGGUUUCCCUGAGCGUCGGGAGUGGCAACAGUGGUGCUGGAGAGGCCACCGUACUUCAGGCCGGUUAUGCGGCUGUGACGACUGGCGGCGAUCUGCGCCUUCAUGUUGGCGAGGGAACAACGUCGACAAGUGGCUCUCUGCGAGUUACGUCUACCAAUGGCGGAAGUGUGACGGGAACAACUGGAGUCAUUACUUUCAGUUCCGGUGUUUCAACCGAAGGAAAUGCAGGUCAACUAAGUUUGGCCACUGCAUUUGCUCGCGGCGGCUGUGGCGGCCAUCUCAAACUCGCUGUUGGCAGUGGAACCAGUGGAACGGGCGGGCAGAUGCUCGUGGCAGCGAGUCAAGCAAAAACAGCCACCGGAAGUGGCGUGCACACCUCGGCUGGCGAGGGUGACGCGUCCAGCGGUGGUGUGAUUGUACUGAGAGCUGCUAAUGCUGCGGUCGCUGGGUCCAGUGGAAGACUUAGCUUUAGUUCAGGGAGUGCUGUUGGAGGCGACAGCGCAAGCAUUCAUGCGGGGAGUGGCGCAUCCAGCCUGGGCAGAGGCGGGGUAGUCAAGCUCAUUGUUGGGAGCGGAACGAGCCGCCAAAGUGGCCCAUUAAUCCUAUGUGCUGGCACAAGUCUCACAUCAACAGGGGGCAACUGCGCGAAGUUGAGUGGGGCAGGCGCGACGUCUAGCAGUGGCACCACAGUAGUACGCACUUCCAACGGAGGAUAUACUGGCACAACCGGUCGCCUCACAUUUAGCUCAGGCACCGCCAGCGAUGGUAAUAGUGGUUGUAUACUUGCAGCAACCGCAGCAGCAUCUGGACACGCUGGAUCUCUGUUUAUCACUGCUGGAAGCGGGACAAGCGGACCAGGCGGGAACAUUUGUCUUCGCUGCGGCCGUAGUGUCUCGGGUACGGGUGGACCUUGCACGAUAUCGACCGGAGAGACAACUAUCUCGAGCAGUGGCCAUGUUUCGAUUCGAUCUACCAAUGCCAAACAUCUCGGAACAUCGGGCCUUUUGACAUUUUCGACAGGAUCGAGUGAAGCAGGUAAUGCGGGUGCGUGUGUAUUUGGCACAGGCGCCGCUAGCACAGGAGCUACCGGUUGUAUUAUCAUAUCUGUUGGUCGAGGCACAAGCUCUAGUGGUGGUGUCGUCCAAAUAUUGUCAGGUCGCAGCGCCGUAGCCUCCGGAGGUUCCCUGAGGGUGCUCAGCGGGGAGGGGACAUCGUAUAGCAGUGGAAUUGUAUCAGCUCUGACUGUAAAUACUGGCAUCGUUGGGUCAAGUGGAUUACUGUGCUUCAGCUCUGGGUCAACCAAUUUAGGAAAUGGUGGUGACCUGCGUGCUGGGUCCGGCCCGGCAUCAGUCGGGCGGGGAGGUACUGCGAGUAUGAGCGCAGGAAGUGGGACGAGCGGAUCGGGCAGUCACGUGUCGUUCAGUGCUGGACGCAGCAGAAUAUCGAGUGGAGGACGUGUACCCAUCAUUGGGGGAGAAGGAACCGCGACAAGCAGCAGCCUCGUUAUUAUUAUGUCGGGGAACACUGGCAAUGCAGGGACAAGUGGUCGACUCGCAUUCAGCUCAGGGCGCACGGCAGCUGGGAAUGGUGGGUUGGUGGCCAUUGGGUCCAGCGCAGCGACAGCAGGUCGCGCGGGCGCAUUGGAUGUAAGCAUCGGAAGUGGAAAAAGCGGUCUGGGCGGACUGUUGGCCACGUCAGCUGGGCGGAGCACGAUUGCCAGUGGGGGUGCAGCACGCAUUGGCAGCGGGGAGGGGACUGUGUCAAGUAGUGGUCGAUUAUCAGCAAUAAGCAUGAACACGGGAGUGGCAGGAAGUAGCGGCCGAAUCGUGUUCAGCUCAGGAGAAACUACUUUUGGGGGAAACAGCGGUCCGGUGUUAGUUGGGACCGGCAGGUCGACUGGAGGUCGCGGGGGUAGUCUUCGAGCAGCUGUGGGCAGUAGUAACAGUGGCAGUGGGAGCUCUGUUGCAUUGCAUUCUGGUCAAAGCUACGGCGGCUCGACUGGUGGUGUCGUUUGCCUGUUCAGUGAUGGCAGUCAGACAACCAGCAGCGGUGUGAUCCUGGCAUCUACAUCAAACGUCGGGUCGACAGGGUCAUCCGGAUGCCUCUUCUUUAGUGCUGGCGCAUCACAACGUGGCAACAGUGGACACCUUAGUUUCGCGACGAGUUAUGCGACCGGAGGCGCAACAGGCUCAAUAUCGAUGGCAAUCGGUAGUGGCACGAGCGGAUUUGGUGGUUCUGCAAGGCUAUAUUCCGGCCAAUGUGAUGUUUCCACGGGCGGCUCCAUUGAUGUCUGGGGUGGCGAGAGCACAACGACUAGUUCAGGUGCGAUUUCACUGUGCUGUGUUAACACCGGUCUAGACGGGGGUAGUGGCCGUUUGCUGUUUAGCUCUGGCUUCGCUAGUAUAUCCAACAGUGGCGCAGUAUGCAUUGGUAGCGGUGCCGGGCUCAACGGGCGGGCCGGCGCCAUUAGUAUAAGUCCUGGAAGCGGCACCAGUGCUCUUGGCGGCAGCAUUGUGGUUUGGGCUGGUCAAACUAUCUCACUCACCGGUGGUGAUACAGCAGUUCGUGCUGGAGGGGCGAGUGCAGCGAGCAGUGGGGCUGUGAGUGUGAUGUCUGCGAAUAAUGGUAGAUUAGGCAUUAGCGGCCGUCUUGUGCUUAGCUCGGGGUGUGCCUUAUCCGGGAACAGUGGCUCGGUGACGCUGGGAUCAGGGGUGGCAACAGCAGGUCGUGGAGGCGGAUUAGUAGUGAGCAUUGGAGUUGGAACGAGUGGGCUAGGGGCGCUUCUGGUCACGGCGGCCGGGCGGAGCACUGCAGGUACAGGAGGUCUGGCGGGCCUUGUUAGCGGAGAAGGAACCGCGUCGAGUAGCGGCCAAUUAUCAAUGAGAAGCAGCAAUACGGGAAUGGUGGGAAGUAGCAGCUGUCUGACCUUCAGUUCAGGAACAGCCGCCGGGGGAAACAGUGGUGAAUUGCUCUUGGGCAUUGGCGCCUCGACAGGCGGUAGUGGCGGUUUUCUCUGUGCAGCUGUUGGCAGUGGCACCAGCGGACAGAACUGCUUCCUUCAUAUUCAACCAGGAAGAACAAAUAGCAUGAGCGGUGGAAGCAUAACUAUUCAGACCACAACCGGGGUUCAGUCGAGCAGCGGGAGCUUAAGCAUAAGCUCUUCAAAUAGUGGUGACUCUGGAUCCUCGGGUAGGCUGACGUUUAGCUCGGGAACUACCAGCUCAAGUAAUACCGGUCUCGUUCGCUUUGGAACAGCAGGAGCAAUCAGCGGGUCUGGUGGUGACAUCAGAUAUAAUGUAGGCAAUGGAGGAAGUGCAGCUGGCGGUUGUACCACAGUAAUUUCUGGCAGAGCUGAAGGCUAUAGUGGUGGUGCAGUGCAAGUAUACUCUGGGGCUGGAAGGGGUGCAACGAGUGGUUCUAUCUUUGCAACAUCCCUCAAUGGUGGUGCAUACGGAUGUAGCGGUCGGUUGGUCUUCAGUUCCGGCUCAUCGUGGUGUGGAAAUACAGGAAGCAUACUUUUGGGUACGGGUGCUUCUACACAUGGUCUCGGAGGCACCAUCAAAUUCUGCGUUGGUUCUGGCGAUAGUGGUUCUGGCGGAAAGGCGCGUCUUGCCGCGGGAGAUAGUAUUACACAUGUAGGUGGCUCGUUAAACAUGCUCACGGGGGAAGGCGGGGGGGGGAGCAGUGGUGCAGUGUUGGUGUCUUCGCAAAAUAGCGUGAUAGAUGGAUUAAGUGGGCGCCUUGUUUUUAGCUCUGGUAUAUCACACGAAGCAAAUAGUGGACAAAUUGUAUUGGGUUCCGGCAUGGCUUCGGUUGGUUGCGGCGGAGCUCUCAGUUUCACUGUGGGAAUCGGCACAAGCGGGUGCGGUGGUCUUUUGAGUCUGAAUUCUGGCCAGAGUGCUUUGCGUUCUGGUGGAUCGAUAAAUAUGGCCGGUGGCGAAGGCAGGGCAUCAAGCUCUGGUGCGAUGUGUGUUCAGGGCGUAAGCCCAGGUGCGACGGGUUGUAGUGGACGUCUGUCGUUCAGCUCAGGGUCAUCCAGGCUUGGGAACAGUGGUGCGUUUUGUGUAAGUUCUGGUGUCGGGACAGCGGGGCGCGCUGGAGCAGUGAGGAUGGCUGUUGGUAGCGGCACAAGUGGAUCUGGAGGAUGUGCAUUGUUUCUUGCUGGUCAAAGCACGGGCUCGAGUGGUGGCUGUGUUUUCAUUAGCGCAGGAGAGGGCACAGCAACAAGUAGUGGCGUGAUCAAAAUUAAUUCCAUAAACAGUGGUAUUUCAGGAGCCAGCGGUUUCCUUAGAUUUAGUUCAGGCUCGUCGGUGACCGGAAAUAGUGGCUUUGUAUGCAUAGGCUCAAGUGCCGCAACUGGGACUGGACGCAGUGGCAGGGUUAUCGUGAGUGCUGGCAGUGGGACAAGUGGCAUUGGGACGCCCGUGGCUACCUUGUCCGGCCGCAAUAUUCUAGCGACCGGGGGGAUGAUUCGUGCCAACGCAGGGGGGGGGGCUUUGUUUAGUAGCGGUUCUGUUUGCAUAUUGGGCAUGGACAGCGGUGAGGGUUCAGGCGGGCGGCUACUGUUUAGCAGUGGCACCGCGUCAAGUGGAAACAGCGGGCGCGUCGCGUUGAGCACAGGAAUUGCUACCCAAGGAAGUGGUGGAGCAAUACGAAUUGCCGCUGGGAGUGGAACGAGCGGCAUGAGUGUAAUUCUAGGGGCUGCAGCAGGGCGUAGUGCAUCGACUUCGGGAGGAACGGUGCAUGCAUUUAGUGGCGAAGGCACUGCAAGUAGCAGCGGCUCUGUGUGCGUGUUAGCAGCUAACGGUGGCACUAAUGGUGUGACUGGGAGGCUCUCGUUUAGUUCAGGCACUACAAGAGUUGGAAAUAGUGGAUCAGUAUACUUUGGUUCUUGCUAUUCCUCAACCGCGCGUGGCGGAUCCAUCGUUCUUGCUGUUGGAUGUGGUUCAGUAUCAGGGGGGGGUUGUUCGCUAGACUCUGGGUGUUCAUCGGGGUACUCAGGCGGAAAUGUCAUAACUGAAGCGGGUGAAGGCACAGGAUCAAGUGGAGGCGUUGUAGUGUGUGUAAGCUCAAAUACAGGAGCAAGUGGAUCAAGCGGAAAGCUCUCGUUUAGCACAGGGUCAACACGACGCGGCAAUAGUGGCAUUUUGACAUUUGGAUCCGGGGCUGCGACCGAGGGGCGUGGCAAUAAUGUUUUCAUCAGCGUCGGAACUGGCACCAGCGCACUAGGGGGAGGCAUCCUUGCUCUCCCUGGUCGUGCCGUCGCAUUAAGCGGUGGGUUGCUCAGUGUAAGUGCAGGAGAAGGCACCGUAACAAGCAGUGGAUCUAUCACAGUCAAGGUCACAAACGGCGGUGUUGGCGGCAGCAGCGGGAGGCUUACUUUCAGUACUGGUUCUAGUAUGGCAGGGAACUCUGGAUGGCUCACACUUGGUACCGGAACAGCGUCUGGUGGUCAUGGGGGAACAAUGGGUAUAGAAGCUGGGAGCGGCUCUAGUGGUUCAGCAGCUCACAUUCGCAUUGACUCGGGUCAAAGCGCCGUUAGUAGUGGAGGUUUUACCAACAUAGCUUCAGGGGAAGGCAGUUCGGUGAGCAGUGGUGCCGUUACUGUCAAGGGCUGUAACUCUGGCGUGCAGGGUUCGAGUGGUAGGCUGACGUUCAGCUCGGGAUCUUCUCAAUCA